Messenger RNA from Theobroma cacao (cacao), 1872 nucleotides. RefSeq names its product putative disease resistance RPP13-like protein 1. Lineage: Eukaryota; Viridiplantae; Streptophyta; Magnoliopsida; Malvales; Malvaceae. The record is from RefSeq and is a predicted model, not a curated record.
GGCGGCAAAUCCAAGAGCCUGAAAAAGGCCCAUUAAAGCCACCAAAAACCAGCAGAAUCAUUUUCACCCUCAGGAAAUCAAGGGGCUUGCAUGACUCUGGCCCUGGUUUUUCCUCUUCCUGGUAGCCUAAUAAAUGCAGCCAACCCAAACAGUUAGCGAUAGAAACAAUGAGCUAUUGCAACUUCAGGUCUCUAACCGUUUUCUUUUCAUGUUUGCAGUAUAAAUAGUGGUUCAGCAAUCCAGUUUUCUUUCAGAGAAAAAAGAUCAGUUGAUUGAUAAGAUAAAUCUUGGUUUUCUCUUUCCAUGGCUUCUCUUGUACUUUUAUUGUCUGAACUUCUUCGCCACCAUGAACCAAACUUUGCUUUUGAAACACCACCUCCUUCCUCCUCUUGCUUUUCUUCUCCACCUCCUCCUGCUUCUUGUGGUGCUUCGAUGUCUUUUGCUGCCAAGAAACGGUUGAGAAAUGAUGCCAACAAGUAUGAGUCAGAGAUUGUAAAGGAAGAUCCGCAAGAGCUAAGGGUCUCUGUUGACCUAGUCUGGCCUUAGUGUUGAUGAUAGAAUUCCUUUCAAGCACCAACCAUGUUCUUUUGUCAUCUUUAGUUCAUGGUUGCUGCAUGAUUUCAUCCUCAAACAAGGCACCUUUGGUGAUUAUUAUUUUAUGUACAAAUUUGGCAGCCAUCUAGCUCUCAGGAUGUACCCCAGUAAUGAACUAUGCCUUUUUUUUGUAAAACCACUGACUCAUGAUGAAAAUCUCAACUUUGCAGUUUCAUAUUGUAGUUUGAGAUUCUCACUUGGUCUUAAUUUUUUUAAAAUUCUUUAUUCUCUUGUGUAAAAUGAUUGUAUUGCAAAGCUAUUUUCCAUUUUUAUCUUCUUCAAUUGUGUAUCAAGUCAACAUACUGAUGCCAACUGCCAAAAUGUAUAAAUGAAUCAACCCAUUUGAUUUCUUGAUUGCAAAGAAGUAAAGAAGCUGUCAAAUCCUUGCUCAGUUUCCCUUUCUCUGAUCUGUUAAUUUAUGCCAGAAAAUGAGAAAAAAGAGAAAGAAAAGGAAAAGAACAAAACGGUAAAUGAUGUUAUAAUUUGUCUUGUUGGUUUACCAAAUAUUAAGAUUUCUUCUUAUCUCAUCUGCUGUCAUGAUUGUUUUUGGGGGUACUCAGCUUCUAUUCUGAAUAGUUUAGUAUUGAUUGAUCUGACACUUGUAAGAAUUUGUUAAGUUGAACAUCUAUCUGCAAAUAAAAUAUAUUUGUGUAAGCUUAACCUAUGUAAUUUUUUCAACAGAACUGAAGUAUUUUAUUUUGAUAUUUUAUAGGAUUAAAAGCAAUGUAAGCAAGUUUUGUCAACAGGUUCCGGAAUGACAUACAAAACGUGUUCAUGCCCUUAAUCAAAAUCAGAAAAGCUAUCUACCAAUAUCAACAGAAGAAACAUAGCUAAGUUUCACUUCAUUUUCCUUCUCUACUAAGAAGAAAACAAGAUGGAUGGGUUUGUGGGUGGGGCUUUUCUUUCUGCUUUCCUCCAGGUGUUGUUUGAUAGGAUGGCUUCCCGUGAGGUUAUUGACUUCAUCCGGGGAAAGAAACUCACUGAUGACUUAUUGAAGAAGUUGAAGAUACUUUUGAUUUCUGUUGAUACAGUUCUCAAUGAUGCUGAGGAGAAGCAAAUUACCGGUUUGACAGUGAAGAAGUGGGUUGAUGAGCUUAAAGAUGCAGUUUAUGAUACAGAAGAUGUGAUGGAUGAGAUAGCUACUCAAGCACUCAAAUGCAGAGUUGAAGCAAAGUCAACAAGCAGCAUAAGUCAGAUUCCACUCAGUUAUGAUUCCAAACUUUGGCAUGCAUGGCAAUGAGUGAAAUACCGCAAAAAAGAUAAAGUUGUUGAUAACGU